UUCAAUUGUGCGUGGCGUGAAUUUGUUGGUUGUGAAGCAUGUGGUCGGUUCUACGAUAAUUUGUUAUUUUUGUCACAGUAAAUGUUAAAACGUAUCAAAAAAUUUUCAUAUAUACAUUUGUUAUAAUUUUUAAGCAAUGUUAUUGAAAUCAACUGAAUUCAUUAACCUGUUAUGAGACGCUUCACCGCUUUCGGUGUUUGACAUUUACGUGCUUUGUGGUUUAUAUUCGUGAUAUUUUAUCAAGCAAUCAUCUUGCUUUUUUUGCUUUGCAAAUAAUUUAUAUUGUGUCAUGAGGAAUCGACCAUGCUGCGCAGCAGAGCAAAGAACGUCUCUUUCAAGACAGUCCGAGAACUGGAUGCGUUCCCCAAAGUGCCAGAUUCUUACGUCGAGACCACGCCACUUGGAGGAACAUUCUCGGUGGUGACUGGCGUGUUGGUGCUCCUGCUGAUGUACGCGGAGGUGUCGUACUACCUGGACUCCCGCUUCGUGUUCAAGUUCCUGCCCGACACGGACUACCGGGCCAAGCUGAAAGUCAACAUUGACCUGACUGUCGCCAUGCCGUGUGGAAGCAUCGGAGCAGACAUCCUGGACUCGACGAACCAGAACGUGCUCCAGUUCGGCCGCCUGCACCAGGAGGAGACCUGGUUCGAGCUCUCCGCGGAGCAGCGGGCGCACUUCGACGGGGUGCGCCACGUCAACUCGUACCUGCGCGAGGAGUUCCACGCCAUACAGGAGCUGCUGUGGAAGUCCGGCCAGAACACGCUCUUCGGGGAGAUGCCCAAGAGGACGGCGGUCCCGAGCCACGAGCCCGACGCCUGCCGCGUGUACGGCACGCUGACGCUGAACAAGGUGGCGGGCAACUUCCACAUCACGGCGGGGCGCUCGCUCGCCCUGCCGCGCGGCCACAUCCACAUAUCCGCGUUCGUGUCGGAGCACGAGUACAACUUCACGCACCGCGUGCAGCGCUUCUCGUUCGGCGACCCCAGCCCGGGCAUCGUCCACCCGCUGGAGGGCGACGAGAAGGUCACCGACGAGAACAUGAUGCUGUUCCAGUACUUCGUGGAGGUGGUGCCCACGGAGGUAGACACGUUCCUUCAGCGCCUCACCACCUACCAGUACUCGGUGAAGGACCACCAGCGGCCCAUCGACCACCGCAAGGGCUCGCACGGAGUGCCGGGCAUAUUCUUCAAGUACGACGUGAGCGCCCUCAAGGUCCGCGUCACCCAGCAGCGCGACUCCCUGCCGCAGUUCCUGGUGCGGCUGUGCGCCACCGUCGGCGGCAUUUACGUCACCUCCGGAAUCAUCAACAGCAUGUGCCAGCUGCUCCUGGACCUGCUGGUGUGCAAGUACGUGCGGUCUCGCGGCGGCGCGGCGGGCGAGAAGACCUUGGACGUGUCCGCGAAGGGCCCCGCCGUGCCUGCCGUGUCGCUGGUCGCGCCGGACCUCAUCCCCACCAACUUCUCCCCCGUGCACCUGGACGGGGUCCCCGCGUAGGCGGGGUCGGUGGUACCCCCCUCUUCCGUCGUCCGUGCUCGCGCGAUGUGGCUGGCCGGUGACCUCUGCCGUGUCCGUGUGAUGGUACACCUGUCCUUUUGCACCGGUGCGACGGCUCCCUUUCGGACUUCCACGCUUGGUGACGGUACCAGGGUGUCCGUAAUUAGUACUUUCGUGCUAGAGCUAGUACUUUUAUAUAACUUUUUUUUUUCAGCCGUCUAGCACAGAUCUAGUGCAUUUUUCUUUAAUAUAAUAAUUAGGGAUGCACGAGUACCCGAUAUUUUCGGGUACGGUUCAAAUCCACGAUUACCCGAACCCGGAAUCGUUGUACGUACAUGGAUUCGAACAGCAUUGCGAAUAUUCGCAAAAGUUGCAAAUUAAUUUAAUACGGCUCAAAAAUACUAGCAGUGAAAAAUAAAAUUAGGCUACUAUUAUGUAAGUAUUUAUAAUAUGAUGUGUCAAAGAAAGAUAUGUAAAUUUAAAUAAUUAACACUGUGACAUUAAAAGAAUUUCGAUGUUUACAUAAUUAUAAACAUUUCACUCUCAGUGUAACAAAUAAUUGCCAGUAGUUACAGUUAGAAAAAAGACAACACACAUUAUUUUUUAAAAUAAUCAGUUAUUUUUAAUUAUUCCAUGCUUAAUAUUCAAAAUCGGAUUCAUAUCUCAAAUAUUGCCAGGGAUUCGAAUCGGAUUCGAACCGAACUGAAAAUCAAGGAUUCACACAUCCCUAAUAAUAAUAUUAUAGUAACUCCAAUAUGUUUUAUUAUUAAGCGUAAUUAUUUUUAAAAAACUAUGGGAAUGUAUGUGUUUGUGGUGUGAUUUUAAGGUUCGAGCAUUGUGCAUUGUCAUAAUAACUUCCUAAAUUGUUUAAAAACCAUAACAAAUUAUUAUUUAGUACUUUUUUUUUUUUUCAAAUCUAGUACUUUUUUCUUGCCUAAGUUGGUACGAAAUGUUUUUUCCUUGUGGACACCCUGAAUGGUACCGUCUCCCACUCGCGUGAAAGGUUUGGUUUCGGACAUGGCGUUAAGCAAAAUAUACAACCAGUCUCUUGAGCGGUACUAUUAUUUCAGCUGCAAAAACGUCUGUGUAGUUAUUAGUGGAGCACCGAUACCAGUACCAGCACCAACCGUUUGACUCGCCUAAGUUGAUCAUAAUAACCAGAAAUUAUGGAAACUUUCACCAAUAUCGGUCAUUCCUCCCCACUUUUCCUCCCAUCAUUGGUACAGUAAGGCUAGUUUGUGUGAAUCAAAGUGGCUGAUUCCUCUCGUACCAGCAUUUUUAUACUGUGAUUUCCGAUGUUACAAGGUGGAAAUUUCAUGCUUGUUUGAAGAGCUCAAAGCUGCUACUCUUCUUGCAUGUCAAGUAGUAUUUAUUAAGUGAUUGUGAUUGUAUGUCUCUGUCGCAUCAGUUCACACACCUGAAGGUACGUGUUCUGGUGUUGCUGAAAGCUUAGACUAGAGGGAAAGACUUAAGAUGGGAAAAAACUAUUUUCAGAAAGUUUUUUUUAUAGCUUGAACCUUUUAUUAACCCUAGUAUCCUCUCUUACAAUUAAAACGAGCAUGGUAUUAGAGUAUCUGUCACACUUUACUUUUAUGAGCUAUUGAUCUGGUCUCUUUUUCAAUGAUGCAGAAUUUAAAAACAAGGUAGUAAAAAAUGAUUAUCCCUCUUUUGUUUAUGAAACUGCUGGUUGAUAAGGUCCUUGCCUAUCAUGGCUUUUAAGUUUCAGAUUCUUCUUAUCUGAGAGUGAGCAUAACUAAAGCUGUCUUUUUUAUUACUUUUCUAUGCUCACAUAAUUUCCUCACAAAAUAUAAUUGAAAAGGUUUAGGGGAAGAAUACGGCUAACGUUUUACAUGAAGGUGCAAAUGAAUUUUCAUUUCUGAAAAACUGAAAUUGUUCUAUAUGCCGUACCAAUGUUUUGUCUGCAAGUAUGCCAGAAACUUUGGCAUAUUUAUUUGAAGUUAAGUAAAGAAAAAAUAGGUACGUAACUAGCUUGAUGUUAAGGUAGCUUAAUAAUUAUUUUCAAUGUGUCCACUGGUCUCCAAAGUCACGAAAGCACCCUGAAAUAAACAUUAAUGGUGCUGUAAGUUGCAAAACUUAAGGCCCGUCUACAAUAGUCCGAACCUGUGCGUGGUCCGUGUCCUUAUCCGAAUGUGAGUGACGUCACAUUGUCUCACCGAAAACUGCCCUGUCCACAAUUGCAAUGUCCGAUGUCCGAAUGUAUUGAUUUCUAAAUUUGUCACCAAUGUGCCAAACCAAAUGUUUUUGUUUAUUUUUUUGAUGCUUUGUAGUUUCAGAUUGAACUUAUGAAAGUUAUGUAAGUUAUAACUGACUUACAACACCUUCCAUUUCCUUCAAUAACAAAAACAAACACCACAUUUUCAAACGGGAACCGGAAAUUCAAAUAUCGUGAGUGUUCUGUUCUUUUUCUGUGUCCGAAGUACACAGGUUGGGACAAAAAGUUCAAAUUGACGAAUGUCUUCGGACCAGGUAGGUUCGGACCUUCGCCCACUUGACGCAUGACGUCAGAGGGUCACGUGGACCAAUCAGCGACGAGUGUCCUUUGGACACAGUUUAGGACAUUGCUAUUGUAGACGGGCCUUUAGGUUUCCAGCAGCAUUUGGUCAUUGACACCUCAGUUCAGUUUAUAGUGGCACAUUAAAUAUAAAUUUAGUUCAGAACUGCCCAUUUAAAUUAUAUCUCAACAUUAUCUCUGAGAAUUAUCUGUGAAAAUGUUUUAGUAUUCUGGCAUAAGAAUCAGCAUGUUCCUGACAAUAGUUAAAGAGGAUUAGACCCCGCCAUCUUGGAUUUUUCCAUACUUUUGCUAUAAUUCUAAUUUUGAACUAUUUAUCUCAAUUUUUUGCACAUCAAGGUGUAAGUCAUAACUCUCCGACCAGUACCUUUUUACAACCACAUAUUAACUAAUGGGCUUCAACCCGUAAGCGGCGCGAGGAAAUAACGUAUUAGGUAUUUCACGUGGGCAACUACAGUGUUUUCUCGCAUAAUCGUCGCACAUUUUAUUCUAAAAUCAAGUUUGAAAAGUACGGGUGCAACGAUUAUGCGGAAAAAAAAUUUUUUUGUUAGAUAAAGUAUUCAUAAAAACAAAACCCAUUCAUGCAAAGUACGUUUUUUUACAAAGUGAAGUAUAAAAGAGCACGCCAAACAAUUUAAUUUAAUAAGUCGUGCAACAAAAACCUUUCUUCAACUUAAACUUUAAAUAUAAAAACAAACUUUAAAUAGAAAAACCAAAUCUGUGAUCCAAAUUCAAGCCGAACGAACGCGUAACUACCGUAGUAAACACCACGAGUGAGCGCUAUAUCAAAUGUAGUUAACUCGAUUCCGCAUAGAGAGCGCGCGUUGCAUGCAAUCGGCGAGAUAUCGAUAUUCGACUACGUGUGCGCGCUCUAUACGGGAAGCAACAUAACCAAACAGUAAUGAUUGCAACGAGCGCUGGCUACAUUUUUGUAAGCGGUACACUGCGGCGACACAAACGAACAAUAAAGAUUAUAACGUUUAAAAAGUCUUUAAAACAAAAUUUACACGUCGGACAGCUUCGUAUUUCCGUUAUUUAAAUAAGUAUGCUGUAAUUUCUGAAUAAAUAUUAUAUUUUAUAUGUAAAAGAUACCUACACAAAGCGCUCUGCAUCUAAUAGCAGGACCAAAAACAUCAUGCUACGCGAGAGGUUGUUUUCUAUCGAAAUUUUGACGCCCUAAAAUAUGGGUGCGACGAUUACGCGAUAAAAGAGGGUACAACUAUCAUAAUAAUCACAACAUUUCACAAUUAUUUACAUCAAAAAGUAGCCAAAGCGUAAUCCUAUGCCAUGUCAAAUAAAAACAUUUAGCAAGGAAGAUUUAUUAUGAGCAGUAUCAGAAUAUUACAAUUUGCAAGAUGGUGAGACCUAAUCCACCUUAAGUCUGUUUUGUGUUUGUUUAGUAGUAGUAAACUCUGUGAUAAAAAUUUUUAAAAAUAUAUUAUAUUAAUGUCCUUAAAAAUUCCUGAAAUUGGAUCACGAGGUUUGUUUAGGUACCCUGAUUUGUAAGUGAAUAGUCGGAAACCAAUUAUUAUUUUCUUAAUUAUUACUCAUCUGUAGUCUGGUGAUAUUGGUGCCCCACUAUUUUUAAAUGUACAGAAUCUCUAAGUGCACCACGUGCAUUUGGAUGUGGUUAGAAGUAUUUAUUUUAAAAUGUUGCGUUCAAUGAAAUAUAAACUUAUAAUAAGAAUUUCUUCAAGAUUUAAUUUGGGUGAGAUUGUAAUUUACAGGGAAUUUAAUUAGAAAAAAACAAGUCAUGUUUGUAAUUGUAAAUCGUGUGUAUCAACUUCUAAUUGUAAAAAUGUCACAUGAAAAUCAAUAUGAGUGCAAUCUGGUGCAAUCUUAUCGGAAGAAUUAUUUUAAUAAAUUUUGUUUUAAUUUGCCAUGUGAUACAUUUUUAAUGGAAAUAUAUACAUUAAUGCAUUUUUAAAUGUGAUUCUUUUGUAAUUUACUCUUUUCAGUAAGUGAAGAUUUAUUGUUGUUAUACUAUAUACAUCACAUUGUGUUGUUUUAAGUUGUUUGUUUAUUUUUACAAUUGUUAUUUUGAAUUUUUUUUGUAUCCCUUAUUCUAUUAUUAGAGACCUGCAAAAUUCACGGUUUCGAUGGCCUUCAGGAUAGGCUGCACACACCCCUGUACACUCGGGAAAAUAACGCAAGUUCAUUGGCUGCCGACUUGUAAGUCGUCUCAGCUAGUUUGUCUGUGAUUCGAUCCUUCUUUGGUUGAGGGUUUAUAACUGGUUGAGAUUCUUCCAGAUGAACAGUACGCCAAUAGCAAAAUUAUCUAAGAGGUAUAUGUGUUUGAAUUCUAGCCUAUCACCGAAUGAAUCCGCAAAUUUUGCAGGUCUCUAUCUAUUAUUGUUAGCAAUAAUUUUGGAGUGCAGUUAUAGUCUGUAAAACAUAUUUAUGUAGAUCCCCUUAAAGGUGGCAAAUUGUUUAGUGCUUCAUUGCAAACAUAAUGGGGCUUAGACAGUACAUAAAAUUUUUUGUGUGUGUGAGUAAAUUAUUUUACGUAGUUAAAGCUUUGCAUUUUCCAAAGAAUGCUAUCUAUGUGUUUGUGAACUUAGGAUCUAUUUUUUGCAAAAAUUUUACCAUAAGAAAUUAUUUAUGAUUCUUCUUUCUUUCUAGUGCUUGUGACUUAGUUCUUAGCUGUUGCAAUUGUGUUUUUCAGUGAUUCCAACGUCUGUUAAACGUGUUUGUGUGAUGAAAAACAGUACUGUUUAUUGUAAUCAUGACUUGGGAAGAAUACUUUUUUUUCCAUCAAAUGCAUGAGAAAUAUUUUGCAUAUUUUAUAAUUUUGUUUUUAUUACCAUCUUGUCUUGAAUAUUGUUUAUUCAUCAAUUUUACUCUAUCUAAUGAUGCAAUUACCUGAUAACUUUUAUUGUUAUAAUUUUGCAACACUAUCAGAAAGGAGGCCUCUUUCUGACCAGACACUCUUACUUGAUAGAUUUGAAGGGUUUCAUUUUUUGUGGUGUCGCGGUUGACACUCCCGGUGUAACACCACCACAAGUUAGACACCCGUCUGGGAACAGCCUUCAACACUCCAAUCUUGUUUAUCUUUUUUAAGUUAUUAUUUUGCACGCUGCUCCAAAAAACGAGUGCCCCAAAAUUCAUAAAUAAAUUAUUCAAAAGGUUUUUAGAAAAGGAAGAGAUCAGAUUAAUAGUAUUUAAAAUGAAAAGAACAUAAUUACUCGAAAUGUGAAAAACUUUAAUGAGACCAUUUGCGCAUGAGCAUGGUAAGGAAUUUAAGUUACGACCAAAUAUCAAAAAAAUUACAAUUAUAUCUAAAACCAUUUGCCCUAUAAAGUUAUAGAGGCUUUUAAUAUAGCCACGUUUUAAUAUAUACCAAUAAAUAAUAAAUACUGCAAUAAACGCAUAAAUAAAUUCAGACAUUGAUGCAAAAACCGUUCUAAAAAUAUAUAUAUAUGUAUAAAUAAUAAAUUACAAUACUAUUCAAGUAAAAGUUAGUAAAAAUUAAUGUCUCUCUAAAACAUCUUGAUUACACCCGGGUGAAUUUAUUUUACGGCGCUUCAUGGCAUGCUUGAUGGAAGGUUCGGUAAAAAUGAGUACGAGGACGCAACAUACACUCGACGUGGGAAUUAGGGUCUUUUGGCAAAAAACAUUUUUAAAUUGUUCACUGUUAUGGUGGGCAAAGUUUAUAUCAACACCCCGGGGUUACAGGGGCAAAAGUUCGGAGCCGGAAUCACUUACUUGGAUUAAACGUUGUACGUUGCAUCCCACCCCGGACCUCCUGGCCCGGAGUUUAGCCGGCUGUACUUUAGCACACAUGCUAAAUGCUUCAUUAACGAAAAAAGUAGCGUAGACUCUUCAUCCUCUUGGCAGCACCCGCCACAAUCUAAGUAUUUGCCGAACUUCAAUAUACGUCAGCUGAUUUAUGUUAAAAAAUAUUCACGAGUCCCCGCCGGCCCAAUACCACGAGCCAUCACCCGCGCUCGUCACGCCCGAAGCGCAUACACGUCCACCACGGCGAUCAGCUCACGACUCCCUCAUACAGCUCAUUCCGUCCCUCUUGACGUAUUUUCCCCCACCACCUUAUUGCCUUGGAACAGUCCAUUUCAAUCUUCACGGGGGGGGGGGGGGGGGGGGGGGAACGUCGUACACCGUAUUAUGAUUCAAAGUCCAAAACGAUAUAAUUAAAUAUCAAGAAACUAAACCAUUUAAAAAAACAUAAUAUAAAAACAUAUUUAAAAAUAAAAUUAACAAAACUUAUAAAAGACCAAUACUUAUAAAAAAAGAAAAAGGGCAAAUACUAAAACUAAAAUUACGUCACAGCCAUAAUUCAACAUUAAUUAAAAUAAAUAUAAAAUCAAGUGGCCAUGCCACCUAUGGCCACAGUGGAAGGGAAUUAUUUUACGCGUAACUAGUAGAUGCUGCAUCUGAAAUGGAUCAGUUUGUCUAGUGAUGAAAUGUCGUUGUGAUGUUCGAAGAUCUAGAAUACGUAAAAUAUUUGCAACCAAGAGAGUUAAAUUAGAUAUAUGAAUUGAUACAAAAUUGUUUUCAUUAUUGUGCCACAUACUGAUUUUGCAUAGUGUUUGUUUCAGUGAUUGCUCACAUGUUACGGUUGCGUAGUAUUUGACCCAGGUUUUGUCUUUUGUCGAUGGACUUUAGAGUAUGUAGUUUUUGCAAUUUCAUUCAUCAAAAUCGUAGGUAAUCUUUAUGACAAUGUCUUAAAAAAUGUGGGCUUCCACUUGUAGCAUACAGCAAUCCAUGCUAUGAACAUUCUCAAACAUCUGGUAAUUUUUGGGUCUUUUUAUGACUGAAAAAUGUAAAAUCUUUAUUGUUAUUCGUAGAUUCUUCCCAUUGCUUGAAACAACUGGCCUUUGAUUGUUGGCUCAUUGUUCAAAAAAUCUUUAAAUCAAAUGCUGACAUGAGGCUAAAAUCCUUUUCACAUGAUUAAAUAUUUAUUGAAUUCAGUGGAUUAUAUUCUAGGACAAAUGUGAGUGCACUUGUGAGAUUGGGUCCAAUGAAAAUUAAUAAUAAUAAUAAUAAUAAUAAUAAUAAUAAUAAUAAUAAUAAUUGUAAGCUAUUUCACACUGACAUAAAGAUUGUUUCUAAAAAUCAAUUUUUUUUUGGUUUUUCAGGUCAUACAUUAAUACAUAAUUGCCAAGGAAAUAUUAAGCAAUUAUAAAAGAUGACUAAAAAUGCCAUUCAAGAAUAUUUAAAACAUUUUUACAAUGAAAACCGUUGAAGGAAUCUAAGCAUUUGGUUCCUUGAACAUCCAUAGGAUUACAAAUAUGAAAUUUAAUAUUUAAGUGAUGAUUAAUUGCAUCUAAGCAAUUCAGUUUGAUUAAAAUAGAAUAUGAUUUGAGACAAAGUUUGAUCUAGCUUUCACAUUAUGGUUUGAAGGGUAACAAAAAAAUUUUACUAGACACUAGUGAAAUAUAUAGAAUUAGAUUAUUAUUGUACUUACAAGAUAAAUUGCACAGGCCUGACUAUUUACAGUUUAUUUUGAGAGCCAAGAUUUGUUCUUAACUAGCAUUUUCACACACUGUGAUUAAUUAAUUUAAUUUUUUUUAUCAUUAGUGGUAUGAACAUAGGUACUAGUUUUUUCGGAGGAGGGUGGGAAAUUAAAUUUUGAUAUGUAGUAAUUUUUUUAUUUUUGCUUAUGCUUAAAUCCAAGGGAUUUCAAAGUAUAGUAGAAUCUCUAUCAACCGAGCUUUGACUAACUAAGUUUCUGUAUUAUUUAGGACCUAGAAAAGAUCUAAUUGUUGUCAAAAACCUAAAGAAAAAUUACUUCAAAGAUGACAUUUACAUGGUGGGCAAAUCAUUGAGUGACGUGAAAGAAUUUACACUGAAGAAAAAAUAAAAUUGAUACCACUGGGCCAACUGAAAAACCACGACAGUUUUUCAUUAUAUCCGUGUUAGCCGAGAUUUUGCUUUGCCGAGGUUGCUGCAGUCACAGUAACUCGGUUGAUCGAGACACACAUUAGACGUCGCAUACAAUGUUGCAUUUAUUCUCAAGGUGCUUUUGUAAUUUUUGUAAUGCAGGAAAUUUUGAAAUAUUGUGUUUUAGUUCAUUGUGGUGUGUGUGCUUGUGUACUGCUAGGCUGCAGACUCCAGUUCAAGUGCCUUGCUCUUCGCAGCGAAACACUGGUGCUCUCGGCAACCAUGAUUUCUCACCGAGAUUAGAUUGUGCAGGUGUGUAGUUGACCAGACUCAAAUAUAGAUUGGCUGGCAAAUAUUGUGUGUUGUGAUUGUGUUAUUUGUUGAUGAAUAAAUGUGGUAUACUUAACCUUAAA
Bacillus rossius redtenbacheri is the source of this 10278-nucleotide messenger RNA. Its product is annotated as endoplasmic reticulum-Golgi intermediate compartment protein 2. The transcript has 7 exons. Gene Ontology annotation, cellular component: endoplasmic reticulum; COPII-coated ER to Golgi transport vesicle; membrane. The coding region runs from base 304 to 1494 and encodes 396 amino acids. Gene Ontology annotation, biological process: retrograde vesicle-mediated transport, Golgi to endoplasmic reticulum; endoplasmic reticulum to Golgi vesicle-mediated transport. NCBI's taxonomy places the organism in Eukaryota, Metazoa, Arthropoda, Insecta, Phasmatodea, Bacillidae. The record is from RefSeq and is a predicted model, not a curated record.